Lepidothrix coronata (blue-crowned manakin) is the source of this 2143-nucleotide messenger RNA. It is a transcript of the gene VMP1, whose product is annotated as vacuole membrane protein 1. Gene Ontology annotation, cellular component: endomembrane system; endoplasmic reticulum; membrane. The coding region runs from base 265 to 1482 and encodes 405 amino acids. Lineage: Eukaryota; Metazoa; Chordata; Aves; Passeriformes; Pipridae. The record is from RefSeq and is a predicted model, not a curated record. Gene Ontology annotation, biological process: autophagy; Golgi organization. The transcript has 13 exons.
AUAGCAGCUGUUUGUCUACCAAGUGCUGUGAAUCCAGGUUAUCCCCUGGUUAUCCAUACCACAUUUCUUCCGGGCUCUCUGCUGUCCUUGUUUCCUCUGGUCUGUGCUUACCAACAAGGACAGGAGGGCUGGAAGAGGAGCCUCUUCGGGCUCAAGAGCCGCAGAGCUGAGCACGGAGGUGGCUGUUCCACUGCCUCUGGAUCCUGGGGAAGGACUGGAGAGGGACAAGAGCUGAAGGAUCCCCAACCGUGAGUGAUCUAUGAGAUGGCAGAGAAUGGCACAGACUGUGACCAGAGACGCACAGCAAUGAGCAAAGAGCAGCACAAUGGCAACUUCACAGAUUCCUCUGUGUUGAGUGAACGGAAGCGAAGGGAGCGGGAGGAGAGGCUGAACAUUGUCCUGUGGAAACAACCGCUUGUUACCUUGCAGUAUUUUUGCCUGGAAACUCUAAUAAACUUGAAGGAAUGGACCAUAAAAUUGUGGCACCGGCGGAGCAUCUUGGUGUGUGUUUUACUGGCACUGGCCACGCUCACAGCCACCUACUACAUCGAGGGAGCUCAUCAGCAGUAUGUGAGGUAUAUGGAGAAGAAGUUCUUCUGGUGUGCCUACUGGGUAGGACUGGGCAUUCUGUCCUCUGUUGGCCUUGGAACAGGUCUCCACACCUUUCUGCUCUAUUUGGGUCCACACAUAGCAUCAGUCACUCUGGCUGCUUAUGAGUGUAACUCAGUGAACUUCCCAGAGCCUCCUUACCCGGAUCAAAUCAUCUGCCCCGAGGGAACCACCCAGGGAUCCAUCUCCCUGUGGGCCAUCAUCUCCAAAGUCAGGCUGGAGGCCUGCAUGUGGGGUGCUGGCACAGCCAUUGGAGAGCUGCCCCCCUACUUCAUGGCGAGGGCAGCCCGGCUCUCCGGUGCUGAACCCGAUGAUGACGAGUACCAGGAAUUCGAGGAGAUGCUGGAACAUGCAGAGACUGCACAAGACUUUGCUUCCCGGGCUAAACUGGCCGUGCAGAACCUGGUGCAGAAGGUUGGAUUCUUUGGGAUCUUGGCCUGUGCCUCGAUCCCGAACCCCCUGUUCGACCUGGCCGGGAUAACAUGUGGGCACUUCCUUGUUCCCUUCUGGACCUUCUUCGGUGCCACCCUGAUUGGCAAAGCAGUCAUUAAAAUGCACAUCCAGAAACUCUUCGUCAUCAUCACCUUCAGCAAACACAUCGUGGAGCAGAUGGUGGCCCUCAUUGGUGCUAUUCCAAGUAUAGGUCCUUCUCUUCAGAAGCCAUUUCAAGAAUAUCUGGAAGCUCAGAGGAUAAAACUUCACCACAAGUCGGACGGUGGCGUUCCACAGGGGGAAAACUGGCUCUCCUGGAUAUUUGAGAAACUGGUGAUUGUCAUGGUUUGUUAUUUUAUCUUGUCUAUUAUCAACUCCAUGGCCCAGAGCUACGCCAAGAGGCUGCAGCAGAAGAUGUACUCUGAGGAGAAAACCAAAUGAGCUGGAACAAACCCCCUCAGGGGGUCCUGGCAGACACAGGAAUGACACAGCUUUUCAUAUGGUUAAAAAAAUCAGCAUUACUCAAAAUGGGGGAAAAACUUUUUAACAUCAAUUUUCAACUAGAACAAAGUUUUUAUUUGAUUUUUUUUUGAAAGUAAUUUGGAUAUUAGAGCAAAGGUUUCACUGACAAGCUUAUAAACGUUAAGGUAAGGUGUGAAUGCUUCAUGAGUCUGGGUUGUGUUGUACAGGAUGGACAAUGGGAUGUUCAGUGGGGUUUUACACAAACGUUGUCCAUCCAAAUUACUUCCAAACUGGAUGAUUUCAUACUCUCCAUUUCCUGGGUUAACUCACACUGACCUGAGGGUGACUUCUCAUUUAGAAGGGUGGCUUGUUUUGCUUUUUCCAUGACUUUCCAGCCCAUCACGAUGUAAAUAACUGAGUACAGAUUGGAUACAAACUGUUGCAUGUCCCUCCUGGUAAGGCUGUGCCGUCUGAAUUCCCGGUGUCCCAUCCACUGCACGUUGGAAAAGCCACCCUGCCCAAGUCCGUGGUGUUAUCAGAGGUGAUCGAUGUCAAAUGCUGACGCCGACAUUUUUUAUUCUGUAUAUUUAGAAUGAAGUUAAGAUAAAACUUUAUAAAGGCAUCUUUGAUCAUUCCAGAA